This is a messenger RNA of Acanthosepion pharaonis, 789 nucleotides long. Lineage: Eukaryota; Metazoa; Mollusca; Cephalopoda; Sepiida; Sepiidae. The record is from the annotation of a GenBank genome assembly.
AUGAUGAAUAGGUGUGUGUAUAUCUAUCUAUCUAUCUAUCUAUCUAUCUAUCUAUCUAUCUAUCUAUCUAUCUAUCAAAGGCAGGGUGCCAUAUCUAUCUAUCUAUCUAUCUAUCUAUCUAUCUAUCUAUCUAUCUAUCUAUUUAUCUAUCUAUGUAUGUAUGUAUGCUUCUACGUUAUAUAUAUCACUGUUUUUGUUUGGCUAUAUCUAUCUAUCUAUCUAUCUAUCUAUCUAUCUAUCUAUCUAUGCUUCUAUGUUAUAUAUAUCACUGUUUCUGUUUGGCCAUAUCUAUCUAUCUAUCUAUCUAUCUAUCUAUCUAUCUAUCUAUCUAUCUAUCUAUCUAUCCUAUUUCUAUCUAUCUAUGUAUGUAUGUAUCUAUGCUUCAUCGUUAUAUAUAUCACUGUUUUUAUUUUAAACCUUCAUAUCUAUCUAUUCAUCUAUCCAUCUAUCUAUCUAUCUAUCUAUCCAUAUCUAUCUAUCUAUCUAUCUAUCCAUUCUAUCCAUCCAUAUAUAUAUCACUGUUUCUGUUUCAUUUUAUCUAUCUAUCUAUCAUCCAUAUCAUCUAUCUAUCUAUCUAUCUAUCAUCUAUCUAUCUAUCUAUCCAUCCAUUCAUCUAUCUAUAAACCCAUCCAUUCUGUUUCCAUCCAUCCAUCUAUCCAUCCAUCAUCUAUCUUAUCCAUCUAUUCAUUCAUCUAUCUAUCCAUCUCCAUCUAUCUGAUUUAUCUAUCUAUCUAUCAUCCAUAUCUAUCUAUCCAUCUAUCUAUCUAUCUAUCUAUCUAUCUGACUUAA